UAAAUCCUAUUAGCAACUUUCUGCUGAUGGAGACGCCACACUGACUUUGGGGGUUUCUCAUUCUCUCAUUGUCGACGUGAAAAGCCCGCUUUUACUACUACUUAUUAUCCUUUGAACAGAGACCACAGUUAACUUGGAGGGCAAGGCAUGUCUGCAGAAAAGAAACCAAAAAAGAAGAAAGAACAGGCCAACGGCACGUCCGAAACAAAGUUAAAUGGAACUGAGACCAAACCUAAAAAAACCAAGACAAAGAAGAAUGAAGAUGCAGCAGAAGAUGACACCUCCAACACCCAAAGUGGGAAAAAAGUGAAGAAAAAGAAACCAGAAAAAGACAAGGAGGAACCGGGAAAGGAUAAAGAGAAAGAGCCAAAAAAGAAAGCCAAAAGUGCUCCUAAAAAAAAGAAAGCCUCAGACACUGAAGAAGAUGAUGAUGAAGAGGAGGAUACCCCAAAAAAGAAAACAAAGAAAAAAACAACAAAGGAGAGCUCUCCAUCUGCAAGUACUGCCAAAGAGAGAAAAUCAAAAUCUAAAGACGACAAAGAUUCUGAUGGAAAAGAUAAAAAGUCUAAGUCAAAAGAAAAGGAGAAGGAGAAGAAGAAAGAACCAGCAUCAAUGUUUAUGAUAAAUGGGGAGAAAACAUCUAAAGGCAAGAAGAAAGCCGCCAAGUCAGAGAGCGAUGAGAGUGAAGAAGAGACAAAGUCGACCAAAUCAAAGAAGAAGUCUACCGCUGGUUCAGCAUCUAUGUUUCAGACCACAGCGGAUAAGGAAAAAGAGAAAAAGACGAAGAAAAAAGGAAAGGUAGAGGAGAGUGAUGAAUCUGACUCAGAGAAAGAAGAAAAGUCCAAGAAGAAGAAGGGUAAAGGAAAGAAAAAGAAGGAGAGAGCUCCUUCACCUGAGAUUGAGUUUGACGACUUGGAGACGUUUGUGAUGGACCCGGCUCCACAGGGUGUGACGGUUAAAUGCAGGGUGACGCGGGACCAGAGAGGGAUGGAUAAAAGCCUCUACCCUCUGUACUAUCUUCAUCUUGACAAUGAGAAAAAGACAUUCCUGUUGGCUGGGAGAAAAAGAAAGAAAAGUGCAACAUCAAAUUACCUCAUCUCCAUUGAUGCCACAGACUUAUCAAGAGGUGGGGAGAAUUUUGUUGGAAAGCUGAGGUCCAACUUAAUGGGGACUAAAUUCACAGUCUUUGACAACGCUCUAAAUCCAGAAAGAGCUCUACCGGACAUGUCUAAUGCACGGCAAGAGUUAGCCGGCAUCAUCUAUGAAACAAAUGUUUUAGGAAUGAAAGGGCCCAGACGGAUGACAGUCAUCAUUCCGGGAAUGAGCAAGGACAACGAGAGAGUACCGCUCAGGCCCAGAAAUGAAUGUGACGGCUUGUUGGUAAGGUACCAGAAUAGAAGGAUGGAAAAUCUGAUUGAACUUCACAACAAGACGCCCGUGUGGAACGAAGAUACUGCCUCUCAUGUGCUGAAUUUCAACGGCCGAGUCACACAGGCCUCCGUCAAGAACUUCCAAAUAGUUCACAACAAGGACUUGGACUACAUCGUGAUGCAGUUUGGAAGAAUAGCUGACGACAUUUUCACUCUGGACUACAACUACCCCCUGUGUGCCGUGCAGGCCUUUGCCAUCGCUCUCUCCAGCUUCGAUGGCAAAAUCGCUUGUGAGUAAUCCACCAGAUCAUCAGCUGUCCACAACUGCUGAAAGUACCAAGUUCAUGCCAACCUGUGACUCUGGAGUCGCUUACACCAUCAGAGAUGGGAAGUGGCAACCAACGGCGGAUACCUGCUGCUGAGUGGGCGCCCUUUUUGCCACGCAGGUGCCCGAAGUAAAACCUUUGUGGCAUAAACUGAUUCUGCAUCGCUCGGUGAAGGAGAGUUUUAUUUUCUGUUUUGGUAAUUCAGUGGAAACAUCAGAAGUUGGUGUUUGUGUUUUUAUUGUCAUGUUCCAGGAUCAUGCCGCCGUUAGUUAUUCUCCUUCAGCAUGAGCCAGCAUUCAUUAGUAAAUCCCACUCACCCGCGAUUUCCGUUGAUUCCCAGUUGUAUUUAAAUUCCGGAUUUUUGUUCCUUUGUCGUCUCUUUUCGAUACCUGUUCCAAAGUUUGGUGUGAUUGAGUUCCGUUGAAUAUUAUUGUCUCCAUUAUGCGCCUGCCGAUGCCUUGCUGCCGCUUUGGUCUUUCACCACAAACCGUGACAGGAGUAAGGUGGAACACAAAAUGCCAGGGAUGACAUUAAAGACUCACAGCAUUUAGAAUGGAUGAUAAACCCUCUCAAAGAUGACCGCGCUGUGACGAUACUUAAAUAUGCUUAAUAUUAUGUUGUUGUUUUUUGUCUUUUAUGCUGUGUUGUGUUUUGUUUCUGUGUAAGGCCAGUUUUAGAGGAGUUUUUGUUUUUUUUUGUUUUUUGUGUCACAGUGAAAACAAAUGAACUAAAGACUGUAUUUUACAAUGA
Molecule: messenger RNA, 2446 nt
Organism: Fundulus heteroclitus (mummichog)
Lineage: Eukaryota; Metazoa; Chordata; Actinopteri; Cyprinodontiformes; Fundulidae
Product: TUB like protein 1
Exons: 13
Coding region: 148-1668 (506 amino acids)
Biological process (GO): protein localization to cilium
Cellular component (GO): cilium
Molecular function (GO): actin filament binding
Source: RefSeq, a predicted model, not a curated record